Drosophila subpulchrella is the source of this 2497-nucleotide messenger RNA. RefSeq lists its product as uncharacterized. The coding region runs from base 85 to 2328 and encodes 747 amino acids. The record is from RefSeq and is a predicted model, not a curated record. Lineage: Eukaryota; Metazoa; Arthropoda; Insecta; Diptera; Drosophilidae. The transcript has a single exon.
GAAAGCCAAAAUUAAAGUUAUCAUUCCAGACAACGUAAAAUUGAAAAAAAAAAUUGUUUUGGCUGUCAGAAAAGUAGCUUUGAGAUGUCUGAGAAAACUCUGGGUUCUUACCGCGAUAUAGAUUGUGCGCGCUGGUACCGUGGAAUGUCCGCCGUGCAGACGGAGGCCUGUGAUGGAUUGCUCCACGCCCUUCGCGAUGACUUGGAACAGGAAUCUACUUACAGGGUGCGCCGCUGUGUCCACCAACUGGGCCUCCAUCCACUGGUGGAUACAUCGCAGAUCAAAGUCCUCAUGGCCAUGAGCCAGGGCAACGAUCUGGCCUUCUUGUGGUUCCUCUGGGAGUUGGCCUACAAGAGUCCCCAAAAGUGCCGAAAGGAUAGCGAGGAUUCGGAUUCGGAUUCGGAAUACUAUACGGUUAACGAACAGUUGUUGCUGUCUGGUAUUGCCCAUCUGGAUAUGCCCUCCACCUUGAGAGCCUUGGAUGCCCUACUGCCACCUGCCACUCAUUCGAAAAAGAGGACCUCCCAAAGAAAAGAUAUUUCGCAUAAGGGUUUAGUUAAGAUACCCCCAAGUAUUGAUCCUAGAAAUCGUGUCCUGCCCUACUUUGCUUCCCAAGUGCGUCCUCGUGAAUUUAUUCCAAAGUCCCAUUUCCAAGAUCCAAAGAACAAGCUGCGCUUCCCUGAGUACUCGCAGUAUAGCGAUUUUAUGCACCAAAUUCCGAAUGAAAAGUCUCGUUGGUUUGCCCAUUACCAAUUUUUUCCUGCCAAAAGGAUAGUAACCAAGUUACUCUCGGAGCAUCUCGAUGGCUUAACCCUAAAACCUAGGUCGGAAGAAAGCGAUCCUCUGUGUGAGACUCAUCAGAUGAAAGUCAACUCGACUUUUCAGCACUGCAUAUCUCAGUUGGAUGUUUCAAAAGCUGAAUUAAGGGAUCGGCGUAAACGCACCUUACAAGAUAUAGAAAAAAAUAUCGAGUGCUUACGACCAAGACCUUUAGGCCAAGUUAAAAGCUUUCAGAAAGAGGUCGGAUCUCGUAAAUGGUGCAAACAUAUGACUUCCUCAACCCAAAAGGCCACAAGAAAGAAGGAAGAUAUUUCCCUGUUGAUGGAUCUGGCUGAAGAUGGGCACAGGAUGGAUUUAUCCAGAAUAACCUCGCAGGAUAAGUUUGUACAGGUUAUGCUAAUGCAAAGGAAUAAAUCUCAAUGCGCUGGGGCUGGCGACUGUAAAUUUCUGGAUGUCAAGUGUGAUCUGGAAGAACAAAACGAUUUAAACAUAAGCCCUAAGCGUAAGAAGAGUAGGACAACCCAUAAUCAAAUCCGUAGAUCUCGAAAAUCUGCAAAAAGCAUUGUGGAGGAAGAGCCGCAUUUACCAACUACCAACUUCGAGAAACUCGCCGAUCGAAUUCCCGCCUGCAGUCGAACUUUGCGAUGUCUGAUAAAAAAGCGGUGUCCUGAAGAAGAAACUUUCACUACCAGAACACUUGAUGGCUUCCAGUUGAACUACCAUAAGAUUUUCGAUCUACCGGCGAUUCCCGAAGAGCACAUGCCCUGGGAGGAUGAUGUUUUAGAUCUGGAGGACAAGCGACCAGUGAUUGAAAAGCUGUUAAUUGAUUCUUUAAAAGACGGGGAAUCCAAGUCAGUAAAGGAGUUGCAAAGGGAUAAAUCUUUGCCUCCUGUUCUAAAAGCAGCUGCCAAUUGUGCGGUGGACAUGUUCCGCACGAAUGUGGAAGAAGUGGUAGAAACCCCACCUGUUAAAGAACAAGAACUUAACUAUAUUAUAGAUCCAAACAACAAGCAACAGAUUGAGGAUCUUUUAAAGGAAGCUCUGCAGGUGCUCCGUAGAAACCCUCACUUCGUUUUGGCCACCUUCUCCAAUGUCCACAAAAUGCCCGUGCUACUGGAUUGGGUGGCGGAUCGCUAUGGCAAGACCUUCAGCAGGGAUCAGAUGAAGGAUCUCGUAAAGUCAUCCUAUCGGAUCUACGAAAGGGUCUAUCAGGAUGAGAAGCAUCACAGGACGGAAAUUCUGAGUGUGAAGAAAACCUUUCCUGGUUUCGGGAUUGGUUCUAACUAUGGCAGCUAUAACAAGUUCAUGUGUCAGGUUAGGCAGAGGAGGUCCGAGUACCAUGACAAACUCAAUAAUCUGGCUCUGGAACAGUCGCGUCUCACCUGGUUGGCCCUGCGGGGAUACUCCCACCUGGGUGGCCACAUCAGGGACACCUUCUUCGCCUACAUGCCCGCCAAAUAUGUAGAUCUCAGACGCCAACACGUUUGGAAAUCCGACGAUUACCGGAAUAUGGUCAAACUCCGGCUGAGAACCCAUUUUCCCAUUUGAGAUGGGUCUUCCAAAAGGCAAAUGGAAAAUACAUGAAUGUCUAUGGUUUUCCAUCUGCCAUUUGGAAUACUCAUCGAAAAGGUUCGAUAAAAUCCGUUCGAAAAACAUUCAAUAAAAUCUGUCCCUCGCCAUUUGCGGGCGACUACUUAUGUAAACCAAACUAUGUAUA